UGCUGCUGACACUGGUUUCCGUCGAGCUGCUCUCAUAACUUAUGAGUUACAGGAGGACUGCAGGUGUAAUUAGUCCACAGAAAAAACACACAGGGAUUGACGAAUUCGGAUAAAAGUGGAAAAUGCGCAGGCAUCAAACACACAAAUGGUCAUAUAGAAAGGAAAUGGAUUUUAUUUGACGCCUCUGUUGUGACGCGAGUGACUUGUGAGGCGUAUUGUGUUCAGAAACAAACCGAUCUGAUCAUGUCAUCCGCUUGUGUCAACACAAUGACCAUAAGUACAGCAAACCACCUUUGGUCGCUGGAUGAUGUUCUUGGUCAAGGGGCCACAGCAAGCGUCUACAAAGCACGAAACAAAAAAACAGGUGAGCUGGUUGCCGUGAAGGUCUUUAACUUGGUGAGCUACAACAGGCCGUAUGAAGUUCAGAUGAGGGAGUUUGAGGUGCUGCAGAAACUCAAUCACGUCAACAUUGUUAAACUCUUUGCUGUGGAGGAGAUGCAUAUGAACCCGAAGCAGAAGGUUCUGGUGAUGGAGUUCUGUUCAGGUGGCAGCCUGCUGAACCUGCUAGAAGAGCCCGAGAAUGCGUUUGGACUUCCUGAGUCAGAGUUCCUCAUUGUAUUACAGUGUGUGGUCCAAGGAAUGAACCACCUGCGAGAGAAUGGGGUGGUGCACAGGGACAUCAAACCUGGCAAUAUCAUGAGGCAAGUGGGUGAGGAUGGACACUCGGUGUACAAGCUGACGGACUUCGGUGCUGCUCGUGAGUUGGAGGACGAUGAGAAGUUUGUGUCCAUAUAUGGCACAGAGGAAUAUCUGCAUCCGGACAUGUAUGAGCGUGCAGUGUUGAAGAAGCCCCAACAGAAAGCUUAUGGUGUGUCUGUGGAUCUGUGGAGCAUCGGUGUCACCUUCUACCAUGCUGCCACUGGCAGUCUUCCUUUUAUACCAUAUGGAGGCCCACGCAGAAACAAGAAAAUCAUGUACAAGAUCACAACAGAGAAGCCAGAGGGAGCCAUAGCAGGUGUGCAGAAGGUGGAAGACGGACCCAUUGAAUGGAGCUACCGACUGCCACACUGCUGUCAACUUUCAGAGGGUUUAAAGACCCAGCUGGUCCCAGUGUUGGCCAGCAUACUAGAGGCCAAUCAGGAGAAGUGUUGGGGCUUCGUCCAGUUCUUUGCUGCCACCACUGACAUUCUGCACUGCAUCACGGUCCACAUCUUCUCUCUCCAGCAAGCCACAGCACACAGCAUCUACAUCCACUUUCAUAACACGGUCUCAAUCUUGUUUGAGGAUGUUCAGGCCCAAACUGGAAUUGAACUGGCAGCUCAACAGUACCUUUUUCUGGGUCAUCCUCUCAUCUUGGAGCCAAGCAUGAAAGUAGUGAACCUUCCCCUCACCACUCCAGACCGCCCUAUCAUUCUCAUCAGCCGACGACCAGAGAAACUAGUAGGCCAUCCAUACAAAGAACCUGAGGCCCCUGCGAUGCCCACAAAGUUUGACGUCAUGGCAGAUUACACCUUCUCCAAGACCAUUGUCGGGGUCAUCCAUCAGUACCUGCGGAUAGCCCGCUCACUCCAGAAGUACAGGGAACUGAUUCAGCAGGGGUUUUAUAGCUACAUUGAAAACACCGGUUUUGAAUACAGUAAUGUGGCACACAGGAUUGCCAUGGUGAAUAUGAAGCUGCUUUCUUCUAUCAGCACUGAGGAGCAUCUCCAUCUAUUUGCUCAGAGGUUUGCGCAUGAGUUUCCAGACUUUGUAGACAAUAAGAAAAAACUCCCACUGAUUGAAGAGGAUUUGCAGCGGAUGUAUGGCAGUGGAGUCAGAGAGUUCCAGAAUCAACUAAAGCAUUUGCAUGUGAUGCUGUCUAAACACUCCGAGACACUGGCCCAGGAUAAGAGCAUCCAGAAGAUGGAGGUUUUAUUGGGGAAGAUUGUUGCAGUACAUCAGCAGUAUUGCAAAGACAGAAUGACAGGAAAGCUCAGCUACAAUGACGAACAGAUUCACAAGUUUGAGAAGCUCAAUCUGUCUACAUACAUAAAGAAGGUCAAGAGUUUAUUCAAGGAUGACUGUUUGCAGAAAUACCAGGAUGUUCUGAUGGCUGCUGUUAGCUGGAACAGGGUUCUUUAUAAGAUGCAGGCAAGUCUAGAGCAUUUUGGAGUUGUCCUCCGCCAGAGCAUGGGGGAUCUGCAUGUGUGUGAGGCCCAGCAAAACAAGGUUCUGGACAGAGCUGUGCUUAGAGCUCUCCAGCAGUCUGUAGGAGCUGAGGGGGUGGAUGGACAGAAAAAAGACGAUGAGCACAUGAUUCUCAAAAUGAACAGAUUAAAGGAUGAGAUGGAGGCUGUGGCACGGGAGCUACAGAAUAACAACAACAUGAUAGAAAGCCUUGCGGUAGUUACCGCUACACUGCCAUUGGAGAAAAAAGUACCUCAAGCCAACAGACCAUGAAGACCUCAAAGAAUGCACAGCAAUAUUUAUAUUUACCGAGCCUGAAUCUGUGAGCUAAAGGGAAAGCAAAAGAUAACAUCUAAAAAAAUGUCCUUGGUUGAACCUCUUAAACCAUAAAGAACAGAUUAAUGACUUAAUGGCUGUUACCAGGGCAGGCAACUGAAAUUACAUGAUGUGUACUGAUGUGCAAAGCACAAAUUGAGUUAUGACUGGUCUCGAGUCCCUGAACUGUCCUAUGACAGAUUAAAGGAAAACAGGAGUGUUUACAACUGCACUUUGAUUUGAUAGGAAUCACAAAAGUCAUAUUUCUCAGAUUCAGUGUUCAUGUAGUUACUGCAUUUUAUCUUCAUGCAAUCUAGUAGUAUUGACUUUAACAGCCAAGAAAAUAGAAAUAUAGAUCUGUUGUAACUACUACAGCAGUUUUCAUGAGACUUAAAUAUUGAUAGCACAGUGCAUUCAGCGGACAAUAAUGGUGUAAUUAUUGCACAGUCAUGGGAUGGAGGGAGAAGAGUUCAGUCUGCUUUGUAAUUGAUUCCGUUUUUGAGAGAUAACUGUGCAAUUGCACUAAUUUAAUUAGUCUAUUGAUCACAACAGAGUAUCACACAGCAUGGAGCUCUAGAGGAGGCUUUGUUUAUUUGACAAUGUUCACCUGACCUUUGAAAAAUGUGUGAACUGUACAAAUGACUCCAAAUAUUAUCAUCCUGCAAAUACUGACAAGUCAAUAGACUUAUACCUUGCUGUGUUACAGAUCAUUACAAUAUGGAAAGUGAAUGAUGUGUUUGGUGGGUUCUGGUGGCACAUUACAGAGUGAGAGUUAAGGGGAAUUCCUCUUCCUGGGGGAACUAUGGUGACCUUACAGAGACCACGCUUUGUUUCAAUGUCAAAGCUUGCAUAUGUUUGACUUAAAAUUGAAUUUGAUCAACUGUCCUUUUGCCAGUUUGUAAACUUGCGUGUUAAAUGUUUUGUAUUUUUUUAACAUCUUCACUUCUGUAUUGUGAGGUAAGAGGUACCCUUUAAAUGUAAAGUGAUACUUGACAGUCUAAUAAAUAUAUGAACACAA
This is a messenger RNA of Sinocyclocheilus grahami, 3499 nucleotides long. RefSeq names its product inhibitor of nuclear factor kappa-B kinase subunit epsilon-like. The record is from RefSeq and is a predicted model, not a curated record. Gene Ontology annotation, molecular function: ATP binding; protein serine/threonine kinase activity. Gene Ontology annotation, biological process: peptidyl-serine phosphorylation. Gene Ontology annotation, cellular component: cytoplasm. The transcript is spliced from 22 exons. The coding region runs from base 244 to 2439 and encodes 731 amino acids. NCBI's taxonomy places the organism in Eukaryota, Metazoa, Chordata, Actinopteri, Cypriniformes, Cyprinidae.